AGAGGAGACCACCAGGGCGUGGAGAUGGAAGCAAACCUGUAUCAUCCAUGGCCUGUGCCUUUGGGUUGGCUGAGGGAACAGUCCUAAGAUGCUCCCACAGUGUUUUAUCCUGUGGAAUGACCUCUCUCCUGCAAAACUGUUAUUGGAGGUGCUGCCCCCCGACCACCACCAUGCCUGAAGUCGAGAGAAAGCCCAAGAUCACGGCCUCCCGCAAACUCUUGCUGAAGAGCCUGAUGCUGGCCAAGGCCAAGGAGUGCUGGGAGCAGGAGCAUGAGGAACGGGAGGCAGAGAAGGCACGCUACUUGACCGAGCGCAUCCCCACGCUGCAGACCCGAGGCCUGUCCCUCAGUGCCCUGCAGGACCUGUGCCGGGACCUGCACGCCAAGGUGGAGGUGGUGGAUGAGGAGAGAUAUGACAUUGAGGCCAAAUGCCUCCACAACACCAGGGAGAUUAAGGACCUGAAGCUGAAGGUGCUGGACCUCCGUGGGAAAUUCAAGCGUCCACCACUGCGUCGGGUCCGGGUCUCAGCUGACGCCAUGCUCCGGGCUCUACUGGGCUCCAAGCACAAGGUGUCUAUGGAUCUGCGGGCCAACCUGAAGUCAGUGAAGAAGGAAGACACAGAGAAGGAACGGCCGGUGGAGGUGGGUGACUGGAGGAAGAAUGUGGAGGCCAUGUCUGGGAUGGAAGGCCGGAAGAAGAUGUUUGAUGCCGCCAAGUCUCCGACCUCACAGUAGAGGCCGGCUUGCUGCGCUGUGCUCUGGGCUUCCGCUUGCGCUCCUCUCUCCGACCUGGCUCACCUACCUCUCUGCAUCCUACCCUGCCUUUCUGGAGCCUCCCAUCCUGUUUCCACUCUCCCCUCCAGCCUGAGUGCUCUCCUCUGGAACUGGGAUUAAACAGACACCCAAGAGGACAAACAGCAGUGUCUGAAGACUUCAUCCUGGCAGGGUGGAGACCCCGGCCAGCCAGGGUGUAGCCAAGCUGAGGAGGAAGAGGUGUGAGAGCACCUUCCCUCUGGCCCCUUGCCACAUCCCUCCACUGCUUCUGUGACAUGUAGAGUGCCCCCAGGUAUCACAGCUUCUCCAUUAAAAACCAGGGUCCUGGUCAUUUCUGUAGCUCUGGCUGUGAGUGCUCAGAAGAAGCAGGGAGUCUAGAGAGAUGGAUGUGCUGGGCUCCAGGCAGGAGCUCAGAGUUGGAAUGGAGGUCUAAGGAAUUGGCAGCUGUCUGCUAAGGCCCCUCGGGGACCCAUUCUGCUCAGUCCCAGUGGCAUCACACCGCACCCCGUCACCACCCAGGAUGCUCAGAUUACCGAAGCCCUAACCUCUGCAAUAGUCCCAGCCCCUCCUAAGGACUCCAGCCAUCAAGAUGGGCCUCUCCAUUCGAGCCCCUUGUCCCGCUUGAUUUCACAGUUCCCUUUCUCUGCAAACCUGGAUCACCUCUCCCUGGCAGCUGCUGGAUGUUCCUGACUAUUCUGGACUGAGACGUCAGGGUGCUUUCAGGCCCUCACCUGGUCCUACAGGCACAGGGCGGGAGUUAAUCCGCACCCCGGCCCAGCCGGGAGGGACACCUUGCAGUUCUGUGUCUUGCCACUAGGUGGCUCCUUUCCCCAUCGCAGCCCCGGGGGCUCUCCCGUCCUGAUCCCCUGCUCUCUCCACCCUCAUGCACCCUCCUCCCAGUCAUUUUCUCUUCACACUCCUGGACUGGUCAUAUCCUCCAGGUCACAUCCUCCAGAUCCACUGUCCUCGAGGUGGGCCGGCCGGUGAUCCGUCCUCUAGGUCUGGUUCUUCCUCCAUCCCACUGAUACCUGGACCCAAAGCGUGGUGAGGGGUGCGAGCCUGCUGGGGUGGGAUGGGGAGGGGCAGCCCCCCUCCCUGCCCUCCCACAUACGAGGGGAGUGGCUUCUCUGGAGCAGAGACCAAAGUUCUGGGAAGAGCAGAGCCUGGCUUUUCAGGGCAGUGUCCUGGUGACUCCUGAACUAAGCCUACAAAACCGGGGCCCUUUGGCUUUUAACCACCUCAGCACUGGUCCCAAGAGAGGCUGAGCUGCCUGAGGAGUCCCCCUUCCUCCCGCCCUGUGACUCCCUGUUCUGCCCUCUGCUCCCAGUGUAUUAUUUGCCAUAAAUACGAGAAGCUGGGUACAAAGGGCAGUGCCAGCUACUCUCUGGGGCAGGGUCUAACAGCCAGGGCUGCUCAGCCCGUCAGCCCCUGCAGGGACCAGCAACUUGGGAUGGGGUAGGCGAGGAGGUCUCUGCCCGGGGUUCUUGCUACAAACAGCCCAGUAGGCAGAAGGGCAGUUGUGUGCAAAGAGAACAACUCCUACCAUACACAGAAACCCUUAGGCACAAACACACCCAGUCUCUCUCAUAUACACACAUACAAAGCUGGAGAACCUGAUGGGGCCAGCCCGCGCCACAGAGGAUGGGGUUGGGCUUCAUGCCCGGGCAGCCACAGAAACCCACCCUUCCCUGCCUCACAGAGCUCCUCCCGGCUGGCCUGGGUCCAAAGCAUGGUCUCCUUGCUCUGUCUCUGCUCAGCCCUUUGAGAGAGCCUGGCCCCAAGUUCCAGAGCCAAAUCUCAGUUCCGCCAGUCGACUACUAGCCUGGGGCCCUGGCGGACUGGGGUCUCCACCCUGCCCUACAAAAGCCGGAGACCAGCCCCAGGCCUGACUCAAAACAAACACCAGGGUGCAGAGUGCCCGUGGGGCCAACUCAACACACCCAAGGCGAGGGCCCUGUGGGAAAGUGCCAUGGCCCGGCCCGUGUGGAGGCUUUCUGGAGGUCAUCAUCUGGUCCCUCUUGCUUCCCAGCAGGGCUAGAACCAAUCCAUCUCUUGGGAGGGUGGAGCAAGGGCAAAGGGGCAAAAAUGCUUCUUGAGAGUGAAGACCAUGGGAACUGAGUGGGUGAGGGAGGAGGUGAGCUCUGUCACAGGGCUGCUUGGGGGGGAAGAGCAACCUUUGGGAGGGGGCUGCUAGUAGAGUUGUAGCUGUGAACAGGGAGGCAUGGUAUCUGGAGAGCCAUGAGUCUACUCUCUCUCACCAUGGAGGGCCAACACCAGACCGGAUACAGGGGGAGCUGAGCUGGGAGCUGGGCCUCCCACUAAAAACACCUCCCACUUGCAUCACAUUGAGUAUAUGCCGGGCGCCACUCUACACAUCUUCACAUUUCACCUUCACAAUGCCCCUCUGAGAAAGGGGCACAGAGAAGUUAACGCCUGCCCUCCCAUGGUCACACAGCAAGUGAAUGGAGGGGCCGAGAUUCGACCCAGGCAGUCAGAGUCCAUAGGCUUAGUCACUAUUUUAGUAAUAAUAAAAAUGAUGCUCAAUGCUUUAUCAGAAUUAUAUCAUUACAUUCUCACAAAAUGCUAAGAAGUAGAUACUCUUUUUUUUUAAAGAUGUAUUUAUUUAUUUGAGAGAGAGCGAGAG
Messenger RNA from Zalophus californianus (California sea lion), 3417 nucleotides. RefSeq names its product troponin I1, slow skeletal type (gene TNNI1). Gene Ontology annotation, cellular component: troponin complex. The record is from RefSeq and is a predicted model, not a curated record. Gene Ontology annotation, biological process: muscle contraction. Lineage: Eukaryota; Metazoa; Chordata; Mammalia; Carnivora; Otariidae. The transcript has 9 exons. Bases 48 to 734 code for a protein of 228 amino acids.